This is a messenger RNA of Zymoseptoria tritici IPO323, 2609 nucleotides long. RefSeq lists its product as uncharacterized. The transcript has a single exon. Gene Ontology annotation, biological process: regulation of transcription by RNA polymerase II. Gene Ontology annotation, molecular function: protein binding; RNA polymerase II cis-regulatory region sequence-specific DNA binding; DNA-binding transcription factor activity. Lineage: Eukaryota; Fungi; Ascomycota; Dothideomycetes; Mycosphaerellales; Mycosphaerellaceae. The record is from RefSeq and is a predicted model, not a curated record. Bases 150 to 2609 code for a protein of 819 amino acids.
UUCUUUCCCUCCUUCAAGCAUACCCGCUUUCAUUAAUUAUUGCGCCCGGGAUAGCUGGCCAUCCCUGCUGUGUCGAUAUCCUCGGAGGACUGGCUGCCUAGACUAUACACUCUCUUCCAUCCAUCCGCCGCAUUUGAGCAGGCAGCACAAUGGAGUUUUCUGGAUGGCCGAUGUCCCACGCCAUGAUGCAGCAUCAACCGCAGCAAUUCACGCCGCAAGGUGCGCUGGGACACGUGCUGGCCGCUGUUCCAGAGGAGGAAUUCUCACUACGAGAGUUGGAUCCGAGGAAAGGCAGCUUACGAGUGGAUGAGUGCGACGAAGAGGCCGAUUACGACGUUAUGCGCCCAGCGAAGCGACCGCGAACGAACUUUGAGUGCCAAGAUUGUGGCACAUCAUACACAGAGAAACGAGCACUGGCACGCCAUCGACAUACUGAUCAGCAUCGCAAGAAGCUUGGUCUGCCAUUAAAUAAGAAGCAUGCCUGCAGCGUGUGCGGCAAGCUCUUCGGGCGAGGACACGACAUGAAACGACAUCUCAACGAACAGCACCCGGAGUCCGCAGAGCAAAAGAGUCCACCCAGUGUGAACGGCGGAGAGCAUGCGUCGAGCAGCUCUGAAAAUGGCAGCGAAAAAGCCAUGUCCCUCGACGGCUCGGCAAGAUCGUCGUCCAUGAGAUCUUGCCGGACGGCUCUCACAACACCGAGCUUGGGCACCAAUUCACGGAGUGGCUCCAGUUCUUCACUGCCCACAUCCUUGAAGGACGACACGACACCACCAGCGCAGUUCCGUUUUGCGGACAACUACGACAUGUAUCGCAGCGGUGCCGUUCGCCGUGUGCGAACAAUGGAGAACUUGACAUCGCGAGCGAACUUCUCUCCCGUGCCGUCCAUUCGCGCAGAAGACAUCAAGGAGCCCGAGGUUCAAGAGCCUUCUACCGUUGCUCCGAUGGCGCUCGAUACUCCACUUCUUCGUCCGAGCUGCUCCAUGGGCGACAUGGCGCCGCGAAGCGAAGGAGCUUCAUCACGAUUGUCCGAUUACAGCAUCGAGAACAGCGUCAGGUGUAUGCCUGCAGAAGACAGCCUUCCCGACAUGGUGCCAUUCCUACCGCCAUCUUCGACGUCGAAAUUCCAAUCUUCCGCUUUCGAAGGUCGCACUUCGAUGCACUCCAAGGUCGACUCAUGGCAGCACAAGACUUGCAUGAUGUGCGGGAUCGCUUUCGAGGACGACCCGGAAGAGCUCCUUCAACACCUUCGCCGGCAUCUGGACAUCUUUCGCGGCGAAUACCGCUGCGAAGAAUGCAACAUCGGCUUUAUCCACGAAGAAGACUUGCUUCACCACCAGGACGCUUCAGCACGAGGCCACUGCGGCUUCAACUUCCAACACAGCGAGCCAUGCACUGGACAUCAUCCAUACUCCACGCUCGCCUGGACCAGCACCCUCCCCGACUCCGACUGCUUCCGUCUCUGCACCAAACUCCGACACUGGGAACAAUCCCAACUCCAAGCCUACCUCGCCGAAAUCAACGACCUCAUCGCAUCUCGCAAAUCUCGCCAAAUCGACCGCUGGUCCGUAGGAGCCCUCAUGCGCGGCUCCCGCAACUCCUUCCGCUCCCUCGCCAUCAGCGUCAACACCUACGCCUCCGCACCCUGCGACGUGGCCACGGACUCCAAACGCUACGACAUCGGCGGCCUGCAAGCCCGGCUCCGCCAAAUGUCCCUCAAAAACGCCUCCACCUCGAUGAAAAACAUCAUCCGCAAACAACGCUCCUCAUCCUCCCUCAAAUCCGACGUGGGCGACCACCACUCACCCGCCGUCACCACCUCCUCCGUAACGAUGGACAAACCCCUCUACCGCGCCAUCCUCCGCAACGACCUCCCCCGCGCGGCCAAAAUCCUCGAAACCACCGACUCCUCCCAACACACCGCCGUCCAAAACGCCCCGGGCACCCUCACCGCUUCCGCCCUUUGGGGCCGCACCUACGUCAACCGCUACAUGACCGACCACACGCUCAUCAAGGACUCCGCAGGCCGCUGCGAAGUCUGCGGCGUGCACGGCACCAUUCCAGAAAGAGGCAGCACAAAAGUCAAACUCCUCCUCCGCCAUGGCGCGGACCCCAGCGAGCCGGGUGGGUUGUGUGGCUUCCCGCUCAACACAGCCGCGUGGAUGGGCAAACCCGAGAUCGUCAAGUCGCUCCUCCGCCGCGGCGCGAGGGUCGACUCGCUCGGCAAUGGACCGGGGACACCGCUCUGCACCGCCGCUGCACAGGGAGAUAUCGCCGGUUGUCUGGCAGUCGUCAAGUUGCUCCUCGCCUACCGCGCGGACGUCCACACCGUCGGACCGGAAGGCCGCGCGCUGGAAGUCGCACUCAAGAGACGGGAGAUGUUGCAGGAGAAGAGCCGAGGCGACCACUCCCCGCGAGAGGAUCUGUCGGCGAGAUUCGCGUGUGUGGACGAGGUGAUUCGCAUCUUGGAGCAAGCGGAGGCGCAGAAGCCGCCGCCGCUUGUGAGCACAUUGUACUGUCGGGAUGCGCAUAUGAGGGAUGCGUCGCCGGGAUCCGGGACGGGAGUGGUGUUGCAUAAGAGUUGGGGACUGGGUGCUGGAUUUUCUUGA